Molecule: messenger RNA, 729 nt
Organism: Microthlaspi erraticum
Lineage: Eukaryota; Viridiplantae; Streptophyta; Magnoliopsida; Brassicales; Brassicaceae
Source: the annotation of a GenBank genome assembly
AUGAGUAGAAAAGGAGUUACAACCAAAAGAGUGAAGACUGCUCCAGACGGCUCUAUCGAGAACAGCGCCCAAACCGUGCAGUCCGGCUGGCCGAGGAACGAACGUUUCACGCUCGGCCAGAAUCUCAUCCGUCCGUCUGAAGUCUCGGCCAAAGUCCAAAACCGUUCGGCCGAACGCAAGUCACGACCCGGGAAACUAAAGCCCGCGGUCGGCCACGCCACAACCGCUCACGCCAAUGCCGCGCACGACCAUGCCGCGCGAGCCGGGAAACAAAGCCUCGCGGCCGCGCAACCUGUCUCGCGUACCAUGGCCGAUGGCGCCGUCCGAGCCAAGAUUUCAUCGGCCAAGUCUUCAUCCGUCCGACCACAACGUCCGACCACGCAUCCGUCCGGCCAGGACCGUUCCGAUCGUACUAGGAGCGGCCAUGAACCGAUUGAUAUACCCAUAUCUUUCAUGUUUUUAUCAAGAUCAUUCCUAGCCACAGCUGGAGCGAUCAUGGAUUGGCCUAAUAGAAGAAUCUCUCUAGCCAAUGUUGACAAGGACACCUUCUACGAUGCUGCACCUCCCGGUUUCUCAUCCAAGCGAUUUCGCUACACAAGUGGAGGAGAGUGCUCGCAAGUAAGAGGAGAGUCGCAUGGCUACUUGAUCAAGGAAGUUCUACAGGACAAGAUGCACUUGGAAUCAUCAGGCAACAGGAAGUUCUUGGAGCCACCAAUCCUACCUAACUAA